UAAUUUUUUUUAUAUAAAACCCUUGUGGAGCGAACUUCUUCCACAAUUGUUGAGCAAUUUUUUAUGAAACAUGGUACACGUAAUGAUCUUAAAGUGCAAAUAAGCAAGACAUACAUGUUGUGUAUGUCAAAUGAGCCGUUGCCAUGGUAACAGCAAAUUUUUGCCAAAAAUGCCAUUUAAUUUUUUAUUUAUUUUUUUUAUUUUUUACAGUUUAGAUGCAGUAUAAAAUGGUUCCAGUAACUUGGCAUAUGAAUUGGUGAUGCGGGGGUAUUAAUCACAUUGAGUGAUAUUUCUAUUAUUUUCUUCUCAUGGCUUGUUUCCUAUGGCUAUGCCAUGGCAUGAAAGCAGAUUAAAUUAUCACAGUCUUAAAAUUCAUGCAUUCUCUUAUUCAAUUGUAUUUCCUAUUAGAUUCUUCAUUCAACUAGAACAGUGAAAAAAGGCUGACCGAGUUUGACCGAGUUUUAGAUGUGCUACAGCCUACUAUAGGGGACCUACCAGAGCAUGUGCAUGAUCUGAUUUCCUGAGAGCAUACCAACUUCAAGUACCUUAUGGCAACUGAAAAUCCAAAUGAAGUCUUCGUGGCAGGUGGGCCUACAGCUUUUCGUGAAGGGUCCAACACUUUCAAGCGACCAAAGCUUGAGGAGGCUGUCAUCUCAAGUGACUCAUCGGACGAGGAAACUCACCACUCCAGUAAUGAUGGACCAGCAUUAUACAGACACAAGUGGCAUGUAUUCAAAGAAAAAAAUUCCUUCUUUAAAGACAGUAAGCGGAUAGCAAAGACACUGCUGUUCCCAUCAAUACAAGUGAACAACUCUGUACCAGUUGGUUGUGACCAAGAAUUGUGCUUCUUGAUAGAUUCUUCUCAACUUCGUUUUAAAGAAGAUUUGACAUGUGAUGAAACUGGGAAAUACCAAAAGCCUAGUAGGGCCAAAAGUGAGAUCACCAUAGACAAGGAUGACAAUAUUGGAUCCUGCGAGGAUAUUGGGGACAGCAGGAAGUAUACACUAGUGCGUAAAUACUAUAAGCACAAGGAUACCCCUAACUUUCACAGAACACUGUAUGAGCUGCAUGAUGCAGAGGACGGUAGGCCUAUGCAUCCAAUAUGCAUGAUACGAUACGAGUGGAGGGGGGAACAGACAGAGCUCAUCAUGAGUCCUCACGGCAAUCAGAAGAACUCCCUGGGGCAACCAUUCAUUAGAUCAAAAAAGGAACUUCUACAGAACCUAAAAAUGUCGCAUAAUUGUACCUCUGCCCAAAGAGUGGUUGAUGAGUGCUAUGAAAAAGAGGGAGGAAGUGAACUACAGUCUUUGUCUUCCGUUCCAAGGGAUAUAAAACAAGUAUACCGCCAUGGUUCAGUAAAGUCAAAGAGCUUGGACUUUAAUAAACUUCUCAUGAUGAAUAUGAAAGGAGAUUUCGUCAAGAGUGUAGAAUUUUGUCAUGAAAAAUCAAGAGGAACAAUGCCACGAUGUGUGUUGUACACAGAUAAGCAGGCUGAAGACAUGCUAAGAAACGUUUGUGACAAAGGAAGAGUUCUUGUGUUUGACGCAACUUUCGAUUGUGGGCCCAUGUACGUGACCAUUGCAUGUUAUCGUCAUGACAGCAAUGACAAGUCAGUAAUGAUGCCUGGUGCAAUUUUGAUUCACGGGAGAAGAGACUUUGAAACGUACCGAUACUUUGGGCAUGAGUUGUCUAAAUGUCUUCGGAACACAAGCAUACCAUUCUUUGGGACAGAUGGAGAACUUGCACUUCAGCAGGGCAUAGCAGCCACCUCGAGCUUCAAGGAUUCAAGUCAUCUUCACUGCAUGCUUCAUCACAGGAAAAACUGUGAAACCAAGCUAGCUAAACUGGGUGUCACAAGCUAUGCUAGUCGGAUCCUACGUUCGAUCUAUGGAGAGCAAGUAGGGAGCACAAGGUAUGAAGGAUUAGCAGACUGGAACUCGGAGGAAGAGUACGAAGUGCAGUUGGCAACAUGGGCUCCACAGUGGGAUGCUAUGGAGACGGCAGAAACUCAUAAGGAAGCUGAGUUUUCGACAUGGUUUCGUCGCUUCAAAUCUCAAGAUGUGAAAACGUCCAUGUUGAAGCCCUUGCGCACCCAGGCAGGCCUGGGAGAUCCACCAAGGCAGUUCACAACAAAUAAUGCUGAGUCAAUAAAUGCUAUGGUGUCCAGGUGGAUCGCUGAAAAAAAGGGCUGGGAUGAACUUGCGAAAGGUCUCCAUGACUUUGUUCUUUCUAAAUACCGCGAGCUAGAAAUGGGAGUCCUUGGUAUUGAGCAGCAUACAGAGUUGUCAAUAGGACCUAAUGAGAGCUCAGUAUGUGGCUUCACUUCAGACCAGCUACAAAAUGUUUGGCAUAAAGCUGGACUUAUUCUUCAGUCACCUGAAAACAUUGUGAGUGCUCCCAACAACACAAAAAUAACUGUAUGUUUCAGUGAAACAUCAAGCUACACUGUGACACAAAAUGGAGACUUGGCAAAAUUUGUCUGUGAGGAUAAGUGCAAGUCAUUCAACUUCCAUGAGGGGCUCCUUUGUGAACACUGCUUGGCAGUAGCAGAGCAUAGAGGUGUACUAGCUGAUUUUCUUGUCACAGUCAAUGCCAGGAAACGUGCAUCCACCCUAAGUCCCGUGAACAAGGCCUUACAAAAGCAAUGUGCGGGUAGUGGAAAGAAACGAGCAUCAAAGCGCAGGGGAGCAAAUAAUACUGUUUAGAUGUGAGGUCAAGAAUGUAGUUAGAAUGCCACAAACUCACCAACUGUUUUCGUUAGCAAGGUAACUUUGGCCUAUAAGCUUUCAUUAACAUGCAUGUAGCAUUUAAUGAACUGGCAAAAGGCAUUUUUGACUUUGUUCAUAUUCUUGAUUUUUAACUGUCUUUUACACUUGUGAAAUACUCAAUGUAGUAAUACAAAAAGAGUGAAAUGCCUAAGUACAGUUACCCAAAGAAUCUUUAAGUGGACUGACAGCUAGAAGUUGUCAAUUUCAUAAUUAAUUGUUAUGAUUGUCUUGAUGCAGAAGAAUGUAUCAUGCUAUUAAAUGUUUUAUUUUCAUAUGUUAUUGUUGCUGUUAUAGUACAGUCAUGCAGUCACAAUAACCAAACAGGUGUUUGCUUUAUUGAAAAGAGGCUGCAGUGAAGAACACUGCAAUGUGCAGGCAGUACUACUUAAAGUGAUGUUCUCUUGGAUGGGGUAAAACAAAAAAAUGCACUCUCUGUCAGAUUGUACUCGGAUUGAAAGUUCAAUCAUAUGUCAAAAAUGUCAAAGGGGUGUUCCAUAUAUAUUUUUCUGAUUUUUGUAUCUGAAAGUAAAUGAAUUAAUUACAACAAGAAUGUGUUUAAAUCUAAUAGAAAUAUGAUUUGAACAAGGAUAAUGACAGAUGCACAAACUCAAUUUAUGUGGUAGUGUAUUUCUAUUAUAAUUUAGGGACGGAACAAUAUGGAGACAUGCAUAAAUACAUUACUUUCGACACUGUUCAGCAGUUGGUAUUGUAAUAGGGUAGUCAUAUACUGCCACAUACAGGUAGUAGGAAUGUGUGCACUCUACAGACAGCACUGACAUGUAUGACCAUUCUGUUCAUUGUGAAAGCAUUAACUGUUUUAUG
Strongylocentrotus purpuratus (purple sea urchin) is the source of this 3590-nucleotide messenger RNA. RefSeq lists its product as uncharacterized. Bases 549 to 2705 code for a protein of 718 amino acids. Gene Ontology annotation, molecular function: zinc ion binding. The transcript is spliced from 2 exons. The record is from RefSeq and is a predicted model, not a curated record. Lineage: Eukaryota; Metazoa; Echinodermata; Echinoidea; Camarodonta; Strongylocentrotidae.